Hibiscus syriacus is the source of this 702-nucleotide messenger RNA. Its product is annotated as dehydrodolichyl diphosphate synthase 2-like. Gene Ontology annotation, cellular component: chloroplast stroma. Gene Ontology annotation, biological process: plastid membrane organization; polyprenol biosynthetic process; response to cold. Lineage: Eukaryota; Viridiplantae; Streptophyta; Magnoliopsida; Malvales; Malvaceae. The record is from RefSeq and is a predicted model, not a curated record.
AUGGGCCUUCUUUAUUCUCUUCCCAAACGAUAUCACUAUAAACUACAAGCGGCUACCACUGACCUAUCGGGUGGGCGGGCUUCUCUGGUGGAGAAAGAGGCAGAGCUUCCGGAGGGGAUGAACAGGGAGUUGAUGCCGAAGCACGUUGCGAUGAUAAUGGACGGGAACAGGAGGUGGGCUCGGCAGCGGGGAUUGCGGACAUCAGCCGGGCACGAAGCGGCUGUAAAAUCGUUGAGGAAGAUGGUGAAGCUAUGUCGUCAAUGGGUGAUUCAGGUUGUAACCGUCUUCGCUUUCUCUUCCGAGAAUUGGAUUCGUCCCAAGAUGGAGGUUAGUUUCUUGCUGAGUUUAUUUGAGAGAUCGUUCAAGUCAGAGAUGGAGUGCUAUCUAAGAUAUGGAAUUCGAGUACCAAGGGAUUCAUCACAGCUUCCCACAUCGCUGCAAAAGUUUAUCAACGAAGUCAAGGAGACCUCGAAAAACAACACCCGACUCCAACUCAUCGUUGCAAUCAGCUACAGCGAUAAGUAAGACGUUGUACAAGCACGCCGGGCUAGCCGAGAGAGCAAAAGUGGCCAAAUUCAACUAGCGGACAUCAACGAAAGCUUACAUCGCCGGCCACCGCAUCCGGUGGCCGGAAAAUUUUAUUUUACACCGUUAAAUAGAUCGGGAUGUCCUAAGGACGUUUCCGAUAUUCUUUUUCCUUAA